This is a messenger RNA of Aureococcus anophagefferens, 3330 nucleotides long. RefSeq lists its product as hypothetical. The record is from RefSeq and is a predicted model, not a curated record. Lineage: Eukaryota; Pelagophyceae; Pelagomonadales; Pelagomonadaceae. Gene Ontology annotation, molecular function: aminoacyl-tRNA deacylase activity; leucine-tRNA ligase activity; ATP binding. Bases 1 to 3330 code for a protein of 1109 amino acids. Gene Ontology annotation, biological process: leucyl-tRNA aminoacylation. The transcript has a single exon.
AUGCGGCCGCGCUGCCUGCCUCCCGCGGUCCCCGACCGCCGUCUGACGCGCCCCGAACGCAAAGGACGAGAGCGCGACGACGCGCGCGCGGCGGCCGACCCGACGCGCCGCUCCUCUAGGUACCCCUACAUGAACGGGCGCCUGCACCUGGGCCACGCCUUCUCCCUGACCAAGGCCGAGUUCGCGGCGUCGUUCAAGCGGCUCCAGGGCUACAACGUGCUCUUCCCCUUCGGGUUCCACUGCACGGGCAUGCCCAUCCAGGCGGCGGCGAACAAGCUCAAGGGCGAGGUCGAGGCCUACGGGAACCCGCCCGUCUUCCCCGGCGCCGCCGAGGCCGCCGCGGCGGCCGAGGCGAAGCAGUCGGCGAAGGUCGACGACCUGGAGAAGGAGAUGGCCGCGCUCGGCAAGAAGGGCAAGGCCAAAAAAGCCAAGGUCCAGUCCAAGGCCGCGGGCACGUCCUACCAGUGGCAGGCGUUGGAGAAGAUGGGCAUCGAGCCGUCGGAGAUCGGCGCGUUCGCGGAGCCGUUCAAGUGGUUGGACUACUUCCCGCCCUACGGCGUCGCGGACCUGAAAUUGUUCGGCACGUCCAUCGACUGGCGCCGGUCCUUCAUCACGACGAACAAGAACCCCUACUACGACUCCUUCGUGCGCUGGCAGUUCGAGAAGUUGAAAGCCGCGGGCAAGAUGGCCUACGGCAAGCGCGCGAACGUCUACGCGGUCAAGGACGCGCAGUGCUGCGCGGACCACGACCGCGCGUCCGGCGAGGGCGUCGGCCCCCAGGAGUACACGCUGAUCAAGCUCGAGGUCGCCGAGCCCAAGCCCGCGUGCCUCGCGGCCUGCGGCGGCGCCAAGGUCUACCUCGUGCCCGCGACGCUGCGCCCGGAGACGAUGUACGGCCAGACGAACUGCUACGUGCUGCCCGAGGGCGCCUACGGCUGCUACCGCCAGGCGUCGGGCGACGUCUUCGUCAUGUCGAAGCGGUCCGCCGUCGGGCUGGCCCACCAGGGCUCCUUCGCGAAGAACGACAACGGGCCGGACGUCUUCUCCGGCUACGCGCGGACCUGGGGCGCCGUCGACCAGGUCGGCGCCGACUUCAAGGGCCAGGACCUGAUCGGGUGCCCGCUGAAGGCGCCGUUGGCCACGUUCCCCGUCGUCUACGUGCUCCCGCUGACGACGAUCUCGAUGACCAAGGGCACGGGCGUCGUCACGUCCGUGCCCUCGGACGCGCCCGACGACUGGAUCGCGCUCCACGAGCUGAAGCACGACGAGAAGCUCCGCGCCAAGUUCGGCGUCAAGGAGGAGUGGGUCGCGCCCUUCGACGUCGUGCCCAUCAUCAACAUCACCGUCGCGGGCUCCGAGGACGGCAAGAAGGAGUCCUGGAGCUCGGACAAGUCGGCCGAGUACUGGUGCGAGAAGCUCGAGAUCACGUCGCAGAAGGACCAGGCGAAGCUCAAGCUCGCCAAGGGCGAGACGUAUUUGAACGGCUUCAACUACGGCGUCAUGCUCGUCGGCGGCCACAAGGGCGAGCGCGUCGAGGCGGCCAAGCCGCUCGUCAAGGCGGAGCUCGUCGCGUCCGGCGACGCGCUGCUCUACUUCGAGCCCGAGUCGCCCAUCGUGUCGCGGUCGGGCGAGGACUGCAUCGUCGCGCACACGGAGCAGUGGUACCUCAAGUACGGCGAGCAGGAGUGGCGCGACAAGGUCGUCGCGCACGUCGACGGCGUCUUCGAGGCCUACAACCCGGAGUGCCUCGCGCGCUUCAAGUACACGCUCGGCUGGAUGAAGGAGUGGGCCUGCUCGCGGCUCUUCGGCCUCGGCACGCGCAUCCCCUGGGACGACGCGUGGCUCAUCGAGUCGCUCUCCGACUCGACGAUCUACAUGGCCUACUACACGGUCUGCCACGUGCUCCAGGGCUUUGGCGCGACGAACCUCGACGGCGCCGAGCAGGGCGCGGUCGCGCCCGAGAUGAUGACGGCCGCGGUCUGGGACUACGUCUACGUGACGGGCGCGCCCCACCCGGCGGCCGUCGACGGGUCCUGCGCCGUCCCCGACGACCUACUCGCAAAAAUGCGGGCCGAGUUCCAGUACUGGUACCCCAUGGACCUGCGGGUCUCGGGCAAGGACCUCAUCGGCAACCACCUGACGAUGUGCCUCUACAACCACGCGGCCAUCUGGCCCGACGAGGCGGCCACGCGCUGGCCCCGGUCCAUGUACACGAACGGCUUCGUGCUCCUCGACGGCGAGAAGAUGUCGAAAUCGACGGGCAACUUCCUCAUGCUCGACGAGGCCUGCGCGCUCUACUCCGCCGACGCGGUGCGCUUCGCGCUCGCGGACGCGGGCGACUCCCUCGAGGACGCCAACUUCGAGCGGAAGCGCGCCGACGGCGCCAUCAACAUGCUCUACGUCGAGGAGGAGUUCGCGCGCAAGGCGACGGGCCGCCACGCGGACCCCCUCGAGCUCCGGCCCGCCGACGCGCCGCGCGACGCGUACAUGAUCGACACGGCCUUCGCCAACGAGAUGGCGUCGCUGGCCGCGGAGACGCUGGCCUGCUACACGGCCAUGCGCUGGCGCGACGGCAUCCAGGCGGGCGCGUUCGGGCUCCAGCUCGCGCGCGACGCGUACCGCGACUGGUGCGUGCGGUCGUCCGUGCCCAUGCACGCGGGGCUGCUGGCGGACUACGUGGCGCUGGAGUGCGCGCUCAUCGCGCCGGUCUGCCCCCACUUCGCGCACCACGUCUGGUUCGACGUGCUCGAGAAACGGGAGCCUUUGACGUGGCCCGCCGCGGCGCCCGUCGACAAGGCGCUGAACCGGUCCUACGGCUUCCUCAAGGGCACGGCGCGGUCCCUGCGCCUCGACGCGGCCAAGGAGCUCAAGGCGCUCAAGGGCAAGCCGCCCGCGGGGGGCUACGUCUACGUCGCUUCCGUCUACCCCGAGUGGCGCAAGGCGGUGCUCAAGCUCGCGCGCGACGCGUGCGCGGCCGCCGGCGGCGCGCUCAUCGAGAAGAAGGCGCUCCUCGGGGCGCUCAAGGGCGCGGGGUCGCCCUUCGCCAAGGGCGGCGCCUUGGAGAAGCAGGCCAAGUUCGCGAUGCAGUUCGGGAGUUUCAUGCACGACUACGCCGCGGAGGUCGGCCUCGACGCCUUCGACGACACGCUGCCCUUCGACCAGGUCGCCGUGCUCAAGGAGUCCCAGGACUACCUCUCCAAGUGCAUCAUGUCCGGCCAGCUCCUCCCCAUCGAGAUCGUCGACCUCGAGAACACGCCGAGCCCGCCGGGCCCGGAGAAGAAGUACGCCAACGCGAGCCCGGGCAAGGUCACCAUGCACCUCUACGCCUAG